Molecule: messenger RNA, 3206 nt
Organism: Pteronotus mesoamericanus
Lineage: Eukaryota; Metazoa; Chordata; Mammalia; Chiroptera; Mormoopidae
Gene: CLTA
Product: clathrin light chain A
Exons: 5
Coding region: 140-628 (162 amino acids)
Biological process (GO): clathrin-dependent endocytosis; intracellular protein transport
Cellular component (GO): clathrin coat of trans-Golgi network vesicle; plasma membrane; clathrin coat of coated pit
Molecular function (GO): structural molecule activity; clathrin heavy chain binding
Source: RefSeq, a predicted model, not a curated record
UUUCCACUUCCGCCUUCUCCCCCCUCCCACUUGUCCUCCGAGCUAAGUCGACACCACAGCGGUAGCUCCCAGGCGCGGUGUCUGUGGAUCGGUUGACUUGUCUUUCAGUGUCGGUGCCGGUGCCGUUGAACUGCCAGCCAUGGCCGACCUAGAUCCGUUCGGCGCCCCCGCCGGCGCUCCCGGCGGCCCCGCGCUGGGGAAUGGGGUGGCCGGCGCGGGCGAAGAAGACCCGGCCGCGGCCUUCUUGGCGCAGCAGGAGAGCGAGAUUGCGGGCAUCGAGAACGACGAGGCCUUCGCCAUCCUGGACGGCGGCGCCCCUGGGCCCCAGCCACACGGCGAGCCACCGGGGGGUCCGGAUGCUGUUGAUGGAGUGAUGAAUGGUGAAUACUACCAGGAAAGUAAUGGUCCAACAGACAGUUACGCAGCUAUUUCACAAGUGGAUCGAUUGCAAUCAGAACCUGAAAGUAUCCGUAAAUGGAGAGAAGAGCAAACGGAACGCUUGGAAGCCCUUGAUGCCAAUUCUCGGAAGCAAGAAGCAGAGUGGAAAGAAAAAGCAAUAAAGGAGCUGGAAGAGUGGUAUGCGAGGCAGGAUGAGCAGCUACAGAAAACAAAAGCAAAUAACAGGUAAAUAAUAAAUAUUUUGAGAAAAGAAAAUGGGGGUGCUCAGUUCAAGCAGUGUUGUUCUUCCUGGGUGACUGUUGCAGCAGCUGGAUGCUUCCCGGGGACCACAGAUACAAGGCAGAGAGAAGUUUGAAAAAGGAGACUCGGAUAGCAAGGGCCUGUUUUGACGAGUGUAUCAUCAGGCUUCCUACCUUCAGAUGCCCUCAGCUGAAGCCUUCAGAGCACAUCUGUGCCAGGCACUGUGCUUGGCUGUGGACAGACGACAGUCAACAGGCCCUGUCACGGCAUCUCCCGUCUGUAUUAGUCCUCAGACUGCAUCUCCUUCCUUUAUAGGGCCUGAAUAUCACUGAACAAGAGCCAUGAAUUACUGUAUUUUGCCAUGAAUAAUGUGUACUUUUUGCCCAGAUUUUUGAGGGAAAAAUAAGGUUGCACAUUAUACAUGCUUGGGUAGUACUAAUUCUGUAUUUAUAUAAAUGUGUAAUUCUUUUAUUUAUGCUUAUGCAUUAAAAGUGUGACUAGAAAGCAGUAACGAUAUCUGUGCAAAAUAAUACCCUGGAAUACAAUAAUCGAUUUUUUCCAAAUAUAAGUAAAUAAGAUACUGAAUAAAAUUAAACAACUUUUUUCCCUGAAAGUUUGGGCCACAAACAUAGGUGCACAUUAUACACAGGAGCACAUUAUACACGGCAAAAUAUGGUGAGUGACAACACAUGGAAAAGAGUUCUCUUCAUAGGAGCCAGGCAGAGGGGUUUAUCCCUCCAGAACCCAAGACCAUGUUCCUUCCCAAACUGUAACACAAACAUUUCCCCUUUCACAGGUAGCUUCGGUGCUGACUUUCAGGGCUGGUAAAAGUUUGCAGACUCCAUGAUGCUCAGGCAAGGCAGGAAGGGGCAAACAGGUUGGCAGCCUCCUGACGCCUUGUGGCCAGGCCUGGAAGGCCUUCCUCCUCCCCUCUCCCAGGCUUCCCUGAGCCCCUUCCUGCCCUGCGCGAGGAUUGCUGCGCUCUGGCUCCUCCUCCUGGUGGGGGAAGGGCGAACAGGUCGGGGGGGGGCCACCUGUGCUUCUUGAAUGAGGUUUUCCAUUUUUCUGAGUCUGUACCAUGACAGCAGUGCUGUCAGGCAAGCUCUUAAGUCCUGGGACUAGCUACAGACGAGCAAAAGGCCUUACAUUCAAGCUUUCGUUGUCUUAGUGAUGCCUUGACAGUACUCAUUAAACCUUUAUUUUCUUCCAGCAGAAGCAAGCACCAGUUGAAAUUGAUUAGGUUUAGUCCUUUUGUGUAAGCUAAAAGGAUUAUGGGUUUACCAGCUGGCCUGCCUUUUCUUUUCCCUCCCACUCACUUUGCCCACAAACAAUUCUGUUUUCCUGCUGACUCACUUUGAGCUACAAUCAGGCUGUUCUUUUUUGCUUGCUUUAAAUUUCCACAGAACACCGCUUACAUAUAAUGCAAAAUGGUAAAGAAGGAAGGGUAUGUGUGAGUUUAGAAAUAAACUGAAAUUAAAAUUAGUGGCACUUCCCUCUAAAUAAAUAUGUGCGCUAAUGUUAAUACAAAAAUCAGCCUUUAAAAAAAAAAAGGUCCCUUCUAUUCCUGUGCCCCAGACUGACUUAGCAGAGGACAGGGCAAGACUCCUUGAGGGAGGGUCCCCACCCACCCACAGCGGAAUAGCGUGCGCGGCCUGCGGCAGGGUCCAAGCCAGCCUGUCUGCUGCGAUGUGAGCUCCUCUACUCAGCAAGUCCCCACCUUCUUAUCCCAGAGCCCUGCCAUUUGGACCCAUUGCCGAUGUGAGUGGGAGUUAAGGAAGGGUGAGGUGCUGGCUUCUGCACUGCACCUUGUCAAAGCCAAGUCUGGCCUGGACUAAGCAGACAGUCCUGUUCGGGGACACGUAGUGAACCAGAUCCAGAGCCCUCAUGUGCAGUUCUUUGCAUCAGACCUUACCUCCAGCUGCUUUUUUCUCUAAAGUGGGAAUUUUGAAAUGACUGUAAGUGUUCCUAGGGUACUGAAAAUUGAUCCCACCCAGCAAGUGUAGGGAAGCAGUGGUCGGAUAAUCCAAGAUAAAACUGGCUUUGGGACCUAGUGUGUCUGGCAGCAUUCAUGCCCAGUGAUAGUUACUGAGUCUGGCAGGGAGGGGACAUGGCUUCCUGAGCACACACCAGCCGGGAAGUAUUAAUAUACAGUGAGAGGAGCCAGGUAACUUUGGUUGUGGGUCCUGUCCUUGUUGCCUCUUACUGCUGAGCAAGUUGCUUCAUCUCCAGGCCUCCGUUGCCUCAUCUGUAAAAUGCGGUGAACACUCAGUGUCUUAGGUUGCUGGCGUUGAGAACUGAAUCAACACAACGUCGAUAAAAGGGCUUAGCCCGUAAGUAGGUGCCUAGGGAAUGUUCGUCGUGGCUGGGGUGAGGCGAUGGGAGAAUCCCUGCGGGGAAGGCCAGCGGGGAGGCCGUCCGUGCCUGCCGGAGUCUCCCGUGCUGGAAGCCUCCCUUGGGUUAGGAUGGAGCCUUGGGACCAGCUUUCCCAGAGCACAGUAGUGCUUCUAUUGUGGAUUUGAGAUGUUUCUGCUUCUCAAUGUUCUCUCUUUUUUCCUGCCUGCUUGCCU